UAUCAAAUGCUGCAGAUACUGUUAUAUUUCUCGCAUCAAAUACCACACCCUUUAGUUGAGCGAAAGUAGACCUAGUUUUAAGUGUUUUGGCAAGUUAAUUUAUUUGUUACCAUGUUGAUGUGUGAUCGUCAAAAGAUUUUAGGGGAGGGAGGGUUUGCCACUGUUUUCGAAGGUACUUGGGGUGGAGUGAAAGUGGCAGUCAAACGAAUUCUUUUAGGGCAUGCCGCAACAACGGAACAAGAAGAGAAGGCCCUGAAAAUGUUGGAUCAUGUCAACGUCAUCAAAUUAUUUCACGUGGAGGAGGAUCAAGACUUUAAAAUGUUCGUCCUUGAAUUGUGUGAUGCUUCUAUGGACAAGCUAUUUCUCAAAGAAAAUGACCCAGAAAAAUACCGUGGGCAAAUGCCGCCAGAAACAGAAGUCCUACUUCAAUUGGCUAAAGGACUCGAGUAUAUUCAUCAAAUGGGAUUAGUCCAUCGCGACAUCAAGCCACAGAACGUACUCAUCCGUUUGGAUACUACAACCCAACAAGUGGUGAUGAAAUGGGCAGAUUUCGGUUUCAGUAAACGUGUCAACGAAAGGGGAACUUUCACCAUGAGCGAUGUUAGAGGAACAUACGAUUAUUUCGCACCGGAAAUAUUGAAAUUAUUGGACGAGGACAGCUCUCCUGAAAAUGAAGUUCAGAAAAGAGGAACAGUCAAGAGCGAUGUAUUUGCCGAAGGCCUCGUCUUUGGCUACUUCCUUUCGAAAGGGGUUCAUCCAUUUGGCUCCUCAAGUUAUGAAAUUGGAAAGAACGUACGUACAAAGAAACCUAUCAACCUCCCCAGGACAGAAAUUCGCGAUUUGUUGAAAGAAAUGUUCGAAAAAAACCCAAAUCAUCGAGUUGAAUCAUCUACUGUAGUUCAAAAACUACAAGAAAUCCCAGUACUCAUGAUGUUCACUUUACUCAAGAGAAAAAAUCGAAGCGUGGAGGAAAUCGAAAAACUGAUAAAAGAAGGUGUGAAUAUCAAUGCGAAAAAUAGAAGAGAAAUGACACCGCUAUUACGCUUAGCAGAGAGCAAAAAUAAUAGUGAUAAUUUAGAAAUAUUUAGUCUCUUGAUCCAACACGGAGCCAACGUCAAUUCAGUAGACAGGAAGGGUAAAAAUGCUCUCCUUUUGUGGUGCGAAAAUCAUCGACCACAUGAAAACCAAAGUUUUUUGGCAAUCAUCAAUCUCUUCCUUGCAAAUGGGAUUGAUAUCAAUUGCAAAGACAAAUACGGAGAUAAUGCUCUCACUUUAUUGUGCGAACAUUAUAAAAACGAAAAUUUAAUUGACAUUAUUCAAAUUUUAAUCCAACACGGAAUCGAAGUCAAUUGCAAAAACAACGACGGAGACAAUGCGCUUACUUCCUUGUGCCGCCAUUAUGAAAAGGAAAAUUUAAUUGACAUCAUUCGAGUUUUGAUUGAAAAUUGGAUCGACAUCAAUUGCAAAAACCUAUCCGGAAAUAAUGCUCUCAAUUUACUGUGCGAAAGUUAUGAAAAAGAAAAUUUAAUCGACAUAACUCGACUUUUAAUUGAAAGGGGGAUCAUCGUCGAUUGCGAAAACGAAGACGGAGAUAAUGCACUCACUUUAUUGUGCGAACAUUAUACAAACAAAAAUUUAAUUGACAUUACUCGACUUUUAAUUGAAAAGGGGGUCGAAGUCAAUUGCAAAAUCGAAGACAAAGAUAAUGCUCUCACUUUAUUGUGUCGUUUUUAUCAAAAUGACGAUUUAAUUGUCACAAUUCGACUUUUAAUUGAACAGGGGAUUGACAUCAAUUGGAAAAACGAAAACGAAGAUAAUGCUCUCAUUUUAUUGUGCGAAAAUUAUAAAAGCGAAAAUUUAAUUGAUAUUAUUCGACUUCUAAUUGAAAAUGGAAUCGACAUCAAUUGGAAAAAUGAAGACGAAGAUGAUGCUCUCACUGUUUUGUGCAAUAAUUAUAAAAACGAAAAUUUAAUUGACAUAACUAAAUUUCUAAUUAAAAGUGGAUUCAAUGUGACUAAAGAAACGCGUGACUACUUCCAGAGAAAUUAUGACGAAGAAAAUCGCAAUGAAGUCUUGCAAUUACUAAAUCCACCAACAAAAGGGCUCAGAAACGUGGCUUGGUGUUAUUUGUUCUGAAUAUUUUAUUAACCUGCAAAGUUGGUAACAUAUAAACAUGUCAGUUUGUCAUCUGUUUUGUCGUCUUAAUUUGAACACAAUCUUGCCUUAAUGUGUAUAUCAAAAAGAUGAAUAUUAAAAACUGAAUUACUAAUCAACAAAUAAACUAAUGAGCACCUAAGUCUCAUUAAUAAAAAUCUUCA
Molecule: messenger RNA, 2318 nt
Organism: Daphnia pulex (common water flea)
Lineage: Eukaryota; Metazoa; Arthropoda; Branchiopoda; Diplostraca; Daphniidae
Product: death-associated protein kinase 1-like
Exons: 4
Coding region: 112-2136 (674 amino acids)
Biological process (GO): intrinsic apoptotic signaling pathway in response to endoplasmic reticulum stress; protein phosphorylation; IRE1-mediated unfolded protein response
Cellular component (GO): IRE1-TRAF2-ASK1 complex
Molecular function (GO): protein serine/threonine kinase activity; RNA endonuclease activity; ATP binding
Source: RefSeq, a predicted model, not a curated record